Messenger RNA from Aspergillus melleus, 393 nucleotides. RefSeq lists its product as uncharacterized. The transcript has a single exon. The record is from RefSeq and is a predicted model, not a curated record. Bases 1 to 393 code for a protein of 130 amino acids. Lineage: Eukaryota; Fungi; Ascomycota; Eurotiomycetes; Eurotiales; Aspergillaceae.
AUGUCUCACCCGUAUGCCUACUGGCCAAGUGCUCCCGGUAUCCCCCAGUUCGAGCCUGUGCCAGAAGAUGCCGCCAUCAACAACCACAACCAACUAGAGCCCCAGGCACAUCUCAUGUCAAGCUUUUCCCUGAAUCAUGCUAUCGCGACCUCCUCCAUUGAUGAAGGCCCGAUUCCAUCCCAAGGGCACGGUACACAACCUAGCCGUACACCCGCGGAUUUAGCGGCCUACGUCCAGCUACCGGAACUAGCUUUCCCAACCAGCUUACCCAACAACGUGAACUUCCAUCAGUCAUUCAUGUUACCUGUCCCCAUGAGCAAUGGACAGGCUGUCUAUCAUCCCACUCAUACCACCAAUGGAUGCCAUGACCAGCGACCAAACAUAAACGAGUAA